AUGGCCCUUCACUCUCUUACCAACAAGGAAGUCAUGCACCUCGAGCACCAGUACGGUGCCCACAACUACCACCCCCUCCCUGUCGUCUUCUCCAAGGCCGAGGGCAUCUGGGUCUGGGACUGCGAGGGUAACAAGUACAUGGACUUCUUGAGCGCCUACUCGGCCACCAACCAAGGCCACUCCCACCCUAAGAUUGUCAAGGCUCUCUGCGACCAGGCCCAGAAGCUCUGCCUCAGCUCCCGCGCCUUCUACAACGACGUCUUUGGCCAGUACGCCAAGUACGUCACUGAAUACUUUGGCUUCGACAAGGUCCUCCCCAUGAACACCGGUGCCGAGGCCGUCGAGACCGCCAUCAAGCUCUCCCGCAAGUGGGGCUACCUUAAGAAGAACAUUCCCGAUGGUGAGGCCGUUGUUCUCUCCUGCACUGAGAACUUCCACGGACGCACUGUUGGAAUCAUUUCCAUGUCGACCGACCCCGACGCACGUCUCGGUUUCGGCCCUUACCUCCCCAACGUUGGCCCCAUCUGCCCCAAGACCGGCCGCGCCAUCCGUUACAACAACAUCGAGGACCUCGAGUACGUCCUCGAGCACAACGGCAAGAACGUCGCCGCCUUCUUGAUCGAGCCCAUCCAGGGUGAGGCCGGUAUCAUGGUCCCCGACGACGGCUACCUUACGAAGGUCGCCGAGCUCUGCAAGAAGCACAACGUCCUCUUGAUCGCCGACGAGAUCCAGACCGGUCUUGCCCGUACCGGAAAGAUGCUCUGCAUUGACCACGAGAACAUCAAGCCCGAUAUCCUUUUGCUCGGCAAGGCCCUCUCCGGAGGUGUCUACCCCGUCUCUGCCGUCCUCGCUAACGACGAGGUCAUGCUUGUCAUCAAGCCCGGUGAGCACGGAUCCACCUACGGAGGCAACCCCCUCGGAUGCGCUGUCGCCAUGGCUGCCCUCGAGGUCAUUAAGGAGGAGAACUUGGUCGAGAAGGCCUAUGACUUGGGUGUGAAGUUCCGUGCCGAGGUCUCUAAGAUCGAUUCCCCCGCUUUGGCCCUCACCCGUGGUCGCGGUCUCUUGAACGCCAUUGUCAUUGACGAGUCCAAGGCCAACGGUCGCACUGCCUGGCAGUUGUGCCUCCUUCUCAAGAAGAAGGGUCUCCUCGCCAAGCCCACCCACCAAAACAUCAUUCGUCUCGCUCCUCCACUCUGCAUCACCGAGGAGGAGCUCAUGGAGGGUGUCCGCCUCAUCGAGGAGUCCCUCAAGGAGCUCUUGGCCUUGACCGACGCUGAGGCCAAGGCUCUUGAGACCGAGGAUGACCACUAA
Messenger RNA from Linnemannia hyalina, 1311 nucleotides. Lineage: Eukaryota; Fungi; Mortierellomycota; Mortierellomycetes; Mortierellales; Mortierellaceae. The record is from the annotation of a GenBank genome assembly.